Salvelinus namaycush (lake trout) is the source of this 3693-nucleotide messenger RNA. RefSeq names its product collagen alpha-1(XXVIII) chain-like. The coding region runs from base 1 to 3693 and encodes 1230 amino acids. Gene Ontology annotation, molecular function: serine-type endopeptidase inhibitor activity. The transcript has 35 exons. Lineage: Eukaryota; Metazoa; Chordata; Actinopteri; Salmoniformes; Salmonidae. The record is from RefSeq and is a predicted model, not a curated record.
AUGAUGUUCCCUACAGUGACAUGGCUCCUGUUUGUAGCAGGCCUGUUGGGUGUCUGGUCUCAGGACUACUAUGAGGAGAGAACAAUGAACAAGAGACCCAGAGGCAGGGGGGCCCAGCUGCGAGCUGCAGCCACAGCCACUGCACCUAACGGGCAAAAACAUAAUAGACAAGUUUUAGAUGAGGACUGCGGUCUGGAGCUUACUUUUCUGCUGGACAGCUCUGAGAGUGCCAAGGAGAACCAUGAGCAGGAGAAGCACUUUGCCAUGGAUGUGGUAGACAGGCUCCAGGCUGUCCGUCUGCAGACCGGUCGCAGUCUGAGCUGGAAGGUGGCCCUGCUGCAGUACAGCAGUCACGUCAUCAUCGAGCAGACCUUUAAGCAGUGGAGAGGCACUGACAACUUCAAGUCCCACAUCACCCCCAUUUUAUACAUCGGUCACGGCACCUACACCACCUACGCCAUCACCAACAUGACUAAGAUGUACCUGGAGGAGUCCAGCCCAGGCAGCAUCAAGGUGGCCGUCCUACUCACUGACGGCAUCUCCCACCCCAGGAACCCAGACAUCUUCUCAGCUGCCGCCGACGCCAAGAACCAGGGGGUGAAGUUCUUCACGGUGGGCAUCACCCGUGCAGCCAAUGAGCCAGCCAACGUGGCCCAGCUCCGUCUGCUGGCCAGCUCUCCUGCUUCCCGAUACCUCCACAAUCUACAGGAUACUGAUAUUGUGGAGAAAGUCCUCACGGAAAUUACUGACCUGGCUGACAAGGGGUGUCCCCUGGCCCAACGAUGUGCCUGUGAGAAGGGCGAGAGAGGGCUCAGUGGUCCAACUGGGAAGAAGGGUCGCCCAGGAGAUGAUGGAGCCCCUGGUCUUAAAGGAUUGAAGGGAGAGGGAGGACUAAGUGGACUUCCAGGUCGGGACGGCGGAGAGGGAAAACCUGGUUACAAAGGAGAGAUGGGUGAGAGAGGCGAGUGUGGCAUUCCAGGAAUUAAAGGAGACAGGGGUCCUGAGGGUCCAAUGGGCUCCAGAGGUGUCAGAGGUCUCCAGGGUAUACCCGGACCACAGGGUGACAUGGGACCUGAGGGCCCUCAAGGAAAGAAGGGUGACCGGGGUCUAACUGGGCCGCCUGGAAUUCAGGGAGAAACUGGUAUUGGACUUCCUGGACCAAAGGGUGAUCUGGGAUUCCAGGGAAGACUCGGCCCCCCUGGUCCGCCAGGGCUGGGUGAACAUGGCCAGCCAGGGCCUCAAGGGCCACAAGGUGUUCAAGGGGAGAAAGGACCCCAUGGCGAGGGGCUCCCUGGACCAAAGGGAGACCGGGGGCUGGAUGGACCGAGGGGGCCUAGAGGACAAACGGGUGCAGGAAUCAAAGGAGAAAAGGGUGAGUUCGGGCCUCCAGGUCAUCCAGGACUUGUUGGACUUACAGGAGCGGGCAUCCAGGGGGAGAAGGGAGUGGAGGGUCCCAGGGGUCCACCUGGCGGCAGAGGGCCACAAGGAGAGGGCUUACCUGGACCUAAGGGCGAUCAAGGUUUACCAGGAGAGCUUGGAGUUACAGGGGAAAGAGGCGUUGGUGAGCCAGGGCCAAAGGGUGAGCCUGGUGCAUAUGGCCUGGCUGGCUUACCUGGUCUUCCAGGAGAGGACGGGGCUCCAGGACAGAAGGGUGAGUUUGGUAUCGCUGGCCUCAGAGGUUCUGAGGGUGCAGCAGGGAUCGGCAUCCAGGGCGAGAAGGGAGACCAGGGUCAGAGGGGCAUCCGUGGAUUACAUGGACCUUCUGGCAUAACCGGACCCUCAGGGGCAAAGGGGGAGCCUGGCACACCGGGCCGACUGGGCAUGUCAGGACUACCGGGACGGGCCAUUGCAGGUCCUAAGGGUGAUCUAGGCCCUCCUGGUCCGUCUGGGCCUAUUGGAGAGACAGGCUAUGGGCUGCCUGGGCCGAAGGGCGACCGCGGUAAUUCUGGUCCACCAGGUCAAUUUGGGCCCAAAGGUGAAGGUUUCCCUGGACCAGUGGGUCCUCCAGGUCUUCCGGGUCUACAGGGAGAGCAGGGCCCUGAGGGCAUAGGCAUCCCAGGACCUAAGGGAGACAUUGGCUUCAGAGGAUUACCAGGUUUGCCAGGCCCAACGGGAGAGGGUGUGCAAGGACCACCGGGUAACAUUGGAAGGCCAGGACCACUUGGUCCAACAGGGCCACCAGGAGAAGGUUUGCAGGGCCCCAAGGGUGGGCAGGGGUCUCAGGGUGUGACAGGGCCAAGGGGACCCUCAGGGGAAGGAUUCCCAGGAUCUAAGGGUGACCGUGGCUUGCAGGGUGAGAGAGGAAAUAAGGGCGGAAAGGGAGAUCUGGGAGAUCAUGGAGUUCAUGGAGAGUCUGGGAGACCAGGAAUAAAGGGUGAAGCCGGCCUUACAAGAGAAGACAUCAUUAAAUUGAUCAAGGAAAUCUGUGGAUGUGGAGUGAAGUGCAAGGAGAUGCCAAUGGAACUUGUAUUCGUCAUUGACAGCUCAGAGAGUGUUGGUCCGGAAAACUUUAAAAUUAUCAAGGACUUUGUCACAGCGUUGGUAGACCGUACCACUGUUGGACGUAACACCACCAGAAUUGGACUGGUCCUGUACAGUCUGGAUGUCAAACUGGAGUUCAACCUGGCACGCUACAUGACCAAGCAGGAUGUUAAGGAGGCCAUCAGGAAAAUGCCCUACAUGGGUGAGGGCACUUACACUGGCACUGCCAUCCGGAAGGCUACCCAAGAAGCCUUCUACAGUGCCCGUACUGGAGUCAGGAAGGUGGCCAUUGUCAUCACAGAUGGAAAGACAGACAAACGAGAGCCUGUGAAGCUAGACAUUGCUGUGAGGGAGGCCCAUGCUGCCAACAUUGAGAUGUAUGCCCUGGGGAUUGUCAACACCUCAGAUACAACCCAGGCCGAGUUCCUCCGUGAGCUCAAUCUGAUCGCCUCGGACCCUGACAAUGAACAUAUGUACCUCAUCGACGACUUCAACACUCUACCAGCUCUGGAGUCAAAACUUGUUAGCCAGUUCUGUGAGGAUGAGAAUGGAGCCCUUGUGAUGAAUCGCAUCGCUAAUGGCUUUGGAACCAAUGUGAACAAUGGCUAUGGGAACCACAGAUAUGUACCGGAAGCCUAUGGGAAUAACGGCCAUGGGAAUAACGGCUAUGUGGACAGCAGCUAUGGAAACACCUAUCAUGAGGAUCCUAUCCUAAAUCCUAGUAGACGUACCAGUUCCCAGAGUUACAUCAGAGGCCGUGGAGAUACCUUUGCUCUGCCCCUCAACGCUGGACCACUCCCAUUGCAGGUGGAGGAGGAUGAGGAGGGUGAAGAUUUAGACAUAAGGACCCAUGUGCGAGGAGGAAUUGUGGCUGUAGUUAACAAGACAAUAUCCAUCCUCCCUGCAAGGGAAAGCUCGCACUCCAACACAACUGUUUCAUCAUCAUCAGGAUCAGCAUCAUCAUCCUCCGGAACAUCGGGUUCAGCUUCAUCCACCAGUGUUGUUCUGUCAGAGUCUGUCCAGCUUGAUUCCCGCUGUAAGCUGAGUUUGGACCAAGGCACCUGUCGAGAGUAUAAAAUCCGGUGGUAUUAUGACAAACAGGCCAAUUCAUGUGCACAGUUCUGGUAUGGAGGCUGUGAAGGAAAUGCCAACCGCUUUGAGACCGAGGAUGAAUGCAAGAAGAUCUGUGUUCUAUCUAGGACAGCUGGUUAA